CGGCUCUAAACAAGCCUGGGAGUAAACUCACUUUUUUAAAAGACGAGGCAGCGUCGGCGGCCGCUGCUGCUGCUUCAGAUCGCAGGGGAGAGGAGGAGGCGGAGCCGAGGAGGCGACUCCAGUCGCUAGUUCUCGCCGCCGGUUCCCUAGAACCUCUUCUUCGCUUCUAUCAGCUGGCAGUCCAGAUCUAACUGGCACAAAACCCUAUCCAAACAUUUUUUUUUUCAAAAAACUUGUUUAUAUUCUUUAAGCCGGCAUUUGUUCGAGCAUAAUGAUCUCAGAUUUUGAUGAUCUGAACCGAAGAUGAUAGUUUUGAGGGAAAAUGGAAUCUUUGUAGUUCGACAGCCUUGAUCUGUUGCCUCUCUCGCAGGAUACUUCAACUUGAGCUGAGAGUGAAUCAUGAUAGGGCAAUAUAUUAUUGUUUGUUCGGCGACCACUUGUUUUUAUAUGCAUAUAUACAUUUGUGGCUUGUUGCAAUUGGUGUAGGAGUUAGAGGCCAGGAAUGGGGUCAGUUAGCGGAGAGGAGCUGGCUCGGUGGGAGAAGAUGGAGGCUACUGCUGGAGAAAGAGGUGGUGAGAAGGUGGAGAGGAUUUUUGUUUCAGUGCGAUUGAGGCCUCUGAGCAAGAAGGAGGUGGCGAUGAAUGAUCCUUGUGAUUGGGAGUGCAUCAAUGACACAACAAUUAUAUUCAGGAACAAUCUAUCUGAGCGGUCAAUUAGUCCCACAGCUUACACAUUUGACAGAGUAUUUCGAAGUGCUUGCACCACCAAACAAGUGUAUGAGGAAGGGGCUAAAGAAGUUGCUCUUUCUGUAGUUAGUGGGAUUAAUGCUACUAUUUUUGCUUAUGGUCAAACAAGCAGUGGAAAAACAUACACAAUGACUGGCAUAACUGAAUGCACUGCACUAGAUAUAUAUGAAUAUAUACAUAAGCAUAAUGAGAGAGCAUUUGUGCUGAAGUUUUCAGCUAUAGAGAUUUACAAUGAGGCUGUUAAAGAUCUACUAAGUACAGAUUCUUAUCCCCUUAGGCUUUUAGAUGAUCCAGAGAAAGGAACAGUAAUUGAGAAACUUACAGAGGAAAUAUUAAAGGACUGGAACCACCUUAAAGCACUAAUUUCUGUGUGUGAAGCUCAGAGAAAGAUAGGAGAAACCUCUCUAAAUGAAACAAGCUCCAGAUCUCAUCAAAUUCUCCGACUGACUAUUGAAAGUUGUGCACAGGAGUUUUUGGGAAAACACAACUCGGCCAUGCUUGUAGCUAGUGUGAAUUUUGUUGAUCUAGCUGGAAGUGAACGUGCAUCUCAGGCACUAUCAGUUGGUACCAGGCUUAAAGAGGGUUGCCACAUAAAUCGAAGCUUGCUGACACUUGGAUCUGUUAUCCGCAAAUUGAGUAAGGGAAGAAAUGGGCACAUUCCAUAUCGAGAUUCAAAGCUCACACGGAUAUUGCAACCAUCAUUGGGGGGUAAUUCAAGAACUGCCAUUAUUUGCACAAUGAGUCCUGCAAGAAGCCAUAUUGAGCAAUCCAGAAACACUCUUUUUUUUGCUAGUUGUGCGAAAGAGGUUGCUACCAGUGCACAAGUGAAUAUAGUUAUGUCAGAUAAGGCAUUAGUUAAACAUUUGCAAAAAGAACUUGCAAGAUUGGAGAGUGAAAUGAAAUAUUCAGGAAUAGCUCCAAGCGUUGAAACAUUGCUGAGGGAGAAGGAUCUUCAUAUUAAAAAGCUGGAGUGUGAGAUAAAGAAAUUGAUCCAGCAACGCGAUAUAGCCCAGUUUCGCAUGGCAGAUUUGCUGCAAAUUAUCCAAAAGGAUCCUUCAAAAAUAUGGGAGUCAAGCCAAACCCCAGCAGUCAAUGAAACAUAUGCGUGUGAUGAUUUAAUUUCAGCAUCUGAGCUUUCUGAUAAUCUCAGUAUUGAUUCUGCCUCGUUGAAAUGUGUAAAUUCACAAAAUCAGUAUAACCAAACAGGAACCCAUGUAACAUCAUCACUAAGACACACAGUUAAAAAUCUUGACUUCAUUGAGUCACCCAAGAGUCAAGGUGAUGAAGAAUUUGAGGAACUUUGUCAGGAUGUCCACUGCAUUGAAGUGAAUGGUGAACUUGUGCACCAAGAAUCAGAGUCCAUGUUGGCAGAAGGAAGCAACAGUCUCCAACGAAUUAAUAUCAGAACUCCUGAGCAUGAAGAUUUUAAUCAUAAGCCUGAAGGACAACUAGAUCAGGGAUUAACAAAUGAUGAUCCUGUCACAUUAGAGCAGCAUCUUCAGAAUGUAAAGAAGACACUUAUCAACCUUGUGAAAGCAUAUCCAGAUGGAUCCUCUCCGUGUUCAACAUGGCAAGAACAAAGCUUUAGAGGUGUUCCAUUAAGUAGAAGUAAAAGUUGUAGAUCAACAUUGAUGAGCUCUUCAAUUUGGCUCCAAGAAGCUAAUACACCACCUGAUAUAUCUCUGAAAGAAUUCCCUGGAAGACCUCAGGGAUUACAAAAGAAAUGGCUUGCGUUGGACGUUGGAGAUAAUACCAAAAACCUGUCAGCAACAGUUUCUCAAAUUUCCAUAGAUACAGCACGUUUUAGUUCACAGAAACUGAACUCAGAAGAUGCUUCCAGUGUCAAGGCAGACAGAUUGGUGGUUGGCCAUGCACAAGUCAAUGAGAUGAAUGAAGUUUAUUUUCGAAAAGAUUUCAAUGAUCAGAAAACUAAAAGGAAUGAGGUUCAAGAUUUUGGAGCUGAGGACACCGGCAAGGUUCUCAAUUUGGCACCGUCUUUAGAUUCAUUGCAAUGCCCUUCUGAAUGGCCCAGGGAAUUUGAGAAGCACCAGCGAGAGAUAAUUGAGCUUUGGCAUGAGUGUAAUGUGUCCUUAGUUCAUAGGACUUGCUUUUACAUGCUAUUCACAGGUGAUCCAACAGACUCUAUUUACAUGGAAGUGGAAUCAAGGAGAUUAUCCUUUUUAAAGAGCACUCUAUCUCGGAAAAACAUUGAUAAAGCAUCAACAGCUGGUCAAAGUUCCACUUCCCCACCAAGCUUAAGGUUGCUUCGACGCGAAAGAGACAUGCUUUGCAGGCAGAUGCAAAAGAGUUUGUCUACUGCAGAAAGGGACAGCCUCUAUGUCAAAUGGGGAAUUGCAUUAGACUCAAAGCAGAGAAGAAUGCAGCUUGCUUGGCGCCUAUGGUCAGAACCCAAGGACCUCGAACAUGUCAGGGCGAGUGCAUCUGUUGUGGCAAGCUUAAUUGGACUUCUAGACCAAGGGCAUGCCCUCAAAGAAAUGUUUGGCCUUACAUUCUCACCUCAAAAAUCUAAUCGAAGAUUCAACAGUUGGAGAAAUGGGCUGUCUUAUCUAAAGUAAGCAGAAUAAUGUACUCCGGUUGCCAGUUUAGAGUUGAGUAUCUUUUGUUCCCUCCUCAAUAUACCUCAAAUUUUCUUUUUCCUGAUAGAGUUUGUAAUAAUGAUUGAAGUUUGAACAAAAUUUCAAUAUGAAAUGUUCAACUCUUAUAAGCGAA
Messenger RNA from Zingiber officinale, 3476 nucleotides. Its product is annotated as kinesin-like protein KIN-7C. Gene Ontology annotation, biological process: microtubule-based movement. Bases 503 to 3322 code for a protein of 939 amino acids. The record is from RefSeq and is a predicted model, not a curated record. The transcript is spliced from 14 exons. NCBI's taxonomy places the organism in Eukaryota, Viridiplantae, Streptophyta, Magnoliopsida, Zingiberales, Zingiberaceae. Gene Ontology annotation, molecular function: ATP binding; microtubule binding; microtubule motor activity.